AUGGGCAACGCAGAGAGCGGCGGAGGUGGAGGCAGCUGCGACGACGAAGACAUGGGAACGGAGAGCCCCGGAUUGGCGGAAGACAGCCCGGCCUCUGCAGCCACUGGUGUCGGAGGCACCGGUCCGGGGAGAGGCGGAAAACGAUUAGCGAAGAAUAUCUCCGUGCCCACCGUUGGGCCGCCGAGCCCCGACGUGUUCUUCGAACAAGCGAAACUAAGAGAAGCGGCGGCUCGUAUUAGCGACUCAGGAGUCGUCAUCCGAGAGUCUAUUCUGGCUGGGAACGAGGGAGUCCUGGUCCGAUGGCUGGAGGAGCGGUUAAACCGUGGAGAAGAAUCCGUCAAUGUUGAACAGUUUUGUGAGAUGUUGGAAAGCAGAGAUGCUCCCAGAGAUGAAUGCGAAGAGGCCUUUGGACAGUUUGAUGCCGAGGGGGAUGGGGUGGUGGAUGUCGAGAGCAUGCUGAUUACUCUUAAGAACUCCAAUGGAGCUAAUCUACGAGGAGAGCUGAGUCAUGUGAUAAGGCAGCUGCAGGCGUGCUCCCUAACCCCAGGUUUUGUUGACAUAUUCUCCAAGACCAAAGACAGGUUGGGGGCACAUGCUUUCAAGAUCCUGAAAUUUUUGCACAGGAAUCAUAUUCCCAGCAGUGCUAUCCCUUUCCCCAUUUUAGACGGCUACAAUAGUAUCUGCACCAUGAGGUCCAGUGUGGUCCAAGACUUCUUGGAGUUCCUUUUGCAACGGGAAAAAGAUCUAGAUAUUCAGUACAGAGCAGAACUGGACCGUGACCCAGAUGUGGACAAGGUGAAGAUGGUCACACAGUGCUACAGCACGAUAGAAGCUUCGUCCAACGUUGCCGAUGUUUACAAGAUGACAAACGGAGAAACGUCCUCUUUCUGGCAGUCUGACGGCAGCGCACGCUCACACUGGAUAAGACUGAAACUGAAACCGGACGUGGUUUUGAGGCGGCUGGCCGUCGCCGUGGCAGCCAACGACCACAGUUACAUGCCUCAGCUGAUCUCAGUCAUGGUGGGAAAAAAUCUGCACUCCUUAGACAAGAUCCGAGACGUCCGCAUCCCCAGCAAUGUGACGGGCUACGUGGCACUCUUGGAGAAUGCCAACAUCACACACCCAUACAUCCAAAUUAACAUUAAGCGGUGCCUGAGCGAUGGCUGUGACACACGGAUUCAUGGUUUGAAGACGCUGGGCUAUCAGAUUACCAAGAAUAAAGAGGUGUCUGUCUCAGAUGCUUCAGCCAUCUGGUACCUGUCACUCCUCACCUCCUUGGUCACAGCCUCGAUGGAGACCAACCCUGCACUGGCUCAGACCGUGCUUCAGAGCACUCAGAAAGCAUUACAACACAUGCCACCAUUAUCCCUCACACCAUCAUCCACCAAGUUCCCCAAGUUCUUCUCUUCGAACAUCCUAGAGGAGGUGGAUGCUUUUCUCCUCAGGAUAGCAGAUUGCUGUGUGAGUCCUGACGCAGAGCAGACCCUCCUCGCCUUCGCUCUGGCCAGAGGCAGCGUGGCCAAAGUCCUCCAAGCUCUUUCCUGCAUCAGUGACCACUUGGAGACAGAAUACAAGGCCUCCUCCCUCAUCGCGUCAAUGGCCGCCGUUCGUCUGCAACUCCUUUAUCGAAAUGGGAAGCCCCUGCAGCUCCACUUACAAGCAUGUGAUGCAAAGAGUAAAGAGGAGAAAUCAGGACCAGAGAAUAUGCUUUCAGAAUCCUCUACUGGAGACGGUUUUCUCACCGAAAGUGGCAAGAAGAAAGCCAGUGUCAUCCUGUCAACCGAGGACCAGAGCAACUUUCAAGUCACUCAGAUGAAAAUCAACGUGCGAAAAGGGGCCAUCGGGGCAAAAUGCGGCUUGGUGUUUGCCUACAAAGAUGACGAACCGUUUGAUGCCGCCAAACAUUUCAAGAGGUUCAAAAAGUACGACACGUGGGACUACAAAGACUACAAGAAGUUUGUACAAGACAAUGUGAGGAUUCCACCGCUGUCCGAGGAUGAGCCCAUCGGCUGCUUUGAGGUGGAAGAGGACUGGAACGACGUGGAGAUCAAGCUGCAGCGGUGUCGUGUUGCAAAGUUUGUGAUGGUAAAGUUCCUGUGCACAAGGCAGGACACAGCUGAGCGCCUCGGAGUUCAGUCCCUCAGCUUCAGCGGCUACUCGUGUAGCGGAAGCCAAAAGCUUGAAGAUCUCGACGAGCUCAGCUCUACCAGCACUGAGCAGUGCAAAAAUCAUACCGUCACCGGCCUUUGUCUUCUCAAUAAGACUUUGUUCUUCAUUCAACAGCUCACACAAAAUAUGCUUAAGUGUCUUCUGGACUUUACUGGUCUUACCGUGGACCUCUUCUGGAGUUUCUACACUAAGCUGAUGGUUAUUGAGGGAGAAGAAGCGUUGAAAAGCCGAAUUCAUCUCCUGCAGUUGCUCCAGAACUGUUUCUCCAUGCUGCCCAACCCGCUGAGCAGCACCACAAAAGAUGGGCCUUCCAGUAGUGCAGAGCCUGCUUGCGUCAGUGCCGUCCACCAGCUUUACUCUCACCUCUGCCACAUUGUCAAUGAGCCUGAGGGAACAACAUUUAUGGAAAAAGCUUUGCACAAGGAGGCCGUGAAAGCCAUUCUAAACGGAGCAGCUGUUUUCUUCCCUGAUAAACUCAUCCGGCGGGACAAGCUGUUCCACAUGAUGAAGAAUAUCACAGAAGACUAUCAGCUGCUAUCUGUUAAAGUUACAUUUGAGUCGCUGUGUAAUUACUUCAGUGAUCUGGAUCCGAGUGGCCUUCUCCUGCUCCCGCCCAAAGGAGCUCCCGCUGACUUUGACAUCAGCCCGAUUCUAGCGGUGAUGGAGACGCUUCUGCUAGUGGCAACACAAGAGUGUGAAGUGAUGAUGUCAGAGGGCAGUGAUGGGCCCAGUCAGCAGACAGUGUUGCGGUCCUUGUUCUGGGCUCUUCAAGGAAGCCUCCUCUCUUGGUGCUACCUCCAACUCAAAGGAGGCACCUCCACUGCCGUUAGCAUGGAAUUGGCCAGAGUCAUCCUAUUAAAAUAUGUGGAUCAGUUCUUGGCAAGCAUCAAAAGUGUACUCGGUUCCCUACUCGGAAAAUACACUGGCACUGAGAUUACGAACAAAUUAGGCAAAUCCAUCAUUGCCACAGUCUUCAGACAACUGCUUAUUUUCCUCCUGGAACUUUGCUCUUUGGACAUUCCUCACUGUCUACUGCUUAAAAGUUUCUCCUCUCUGAUUGAGCUCCUCAAAAAUCUGUCCAGUGGCACAGGAGACAUUUUUUCCAAGGUGGACCAAGAGAGCUGGCACCAACCCCAACAGCCAGUCGUGCUGAGGACCUGGACCAUGGAGUCCUCUCAUAACUAUGAAGAUAGCCGUCACGAGACCAACAUCUUCACCUUCCCUGGCGCUACGUCAUUUGAAGUAGAGUUUGACGAACGCUGUGAGACAGAAAAGAGGUAUGACUAUCUGGAAUUCACUGACUCCAGAGGUGGGAAAUUUCGCUAUGACAUGAAGGUUGGAAGCGAAAAGUGGCCAAAGAAGGUAACAUUUGACACAGGCCCUCAGCUUCAGUUCCUCUUCCAUUCUGAUAGCAGCAAUAACGAGUGGGGUUACAAAUUCACCGUAACGGCCAUGGGUCUGCCAGACAUCACCAUUUCAUGGAUGUCUGACCUCCAGCUGCUUGUGGCUCGACUCAUGGGGCGCCUCGCCUUCAGAACGCUGGCACUCAAAUCACCUCAUGAGAUACGCUCUGUGAAAGAACUUCCGUCCUGGAAGGUGUCCCACGUUCAAUCUUCACUUCUGUGGAAACCCAUUCUCCGACAUGGCUUACAGGAGUCAAGGGACACGGAUCAAGCAAAAACAAUUCAGAUGAGCAAGUAUAAUCAUAAUGAUGUAACAAGGCUCCUGGAGGACUUUGCCAGAUGGAACCCUAGCCAGGAAUCCACUGACAGCGGAAUCGAGCUGAUGCAAAACCUUGUGCAGUCCUGUAAAAAACAGACAAUGAGGAAUGAACUAGCCACUGGCCCAAUGGCAGACCAUGCUGUGAAUGCCAUUUGGGCCGCCAUGGUGUACCACACACCCGUCCUCAUCAAUGCCCUCAAGACAUACAUCAAUCAGGAUUGCAAGUCGUGUCUCAAUGAGGAAUUUGUGCAGGCGUAUUCAAUGGCAGAUAGCAUCAGAACUUGGAUGUUGGAGAUGAAGCAGCGAUAUAUUGUCGGCAAAAUGAAUAUUCCUGAUGAGAAAGAAGGAGGCACCGAUGAGGUUACAAUCGAGAGUUUGGCCGGGAUGUGCAUCGAGAAGUGCCUCCUGCUCUUCCGAUUUUCCCCUUGCGGUACGUCAUGCCCCGACGGCGAUUCCUCCAAAGCUGCAGAGGGCAGCAUUGCUCCGAGUUCAGCAGUCUCAGAAGACAAUUUCCAAGCGAGCUCCUCACUCGAACAUCCGAGCACGGCACCUACAAUUGAAUCCAAAGCGGUUGAGAGCCAAUCUUCCAAUGUCCUCAACCCCUCGUGUACACAUUGCAAGUCAGACCACAAAGGCUCCACGGAAAGUCUCUCUUCCUGGGGAGCCGGCUGUCCAGCGUCCCCUUCCGCCUUAACCCACAAAGCCCCAUUCAGUCGGGCACGGCUCCGCCUCCUCUCAUGCCGCUCCGUGGAAGAACCCCGCACGUGCCCCUCUAUCAAAGAACGCUACCCGCUUCUCAAGCACAUACUCAACUUCAUUAAGGACAACGCCCUCACAACAGCAAAUAUCCUGCAAACAUUGUCACUGAACAAGGCUCAGGCUGUUAGUGUUUGCAAAGUCCUGGAGCUGGUUCAAGAGUGUUUGCAUUCCCUGGGAAAGCCGCACCUCUUUCAAGCUCCUUGCAUCCUGUUUCUUCAAGAGCUGUUGACAUGUCAGAAAGACUUCACCAGUUAUUUCUCUCAGUUGUCAGACAGCGGGCGAGAGCUUGGGGAGCAAGUGCGACGUUCCUACCAUCAGUUGGUGCUCAUUCUGGUUCAAGCAGUGCAAGGAUUCAGCAGUCUCAAUGACAAAGCUCUUCUACCAGCCUUGUCUUGUGUGCAAACCUGCUUGUUGCACCUUCUGGACUUGAAUUGGGAUGUGCACGACAUUCCCCUCUUCCUGAACAUCAAGCUUCCGGAACUCUUACUCAGCAUGUCCCAGGAGAACAUUAGUGUGCAUGACAUUGCUAUCAGCCAAUGGACAGAGGAGGAUGAAAUUGCAGACUACAAGAAGAACCAAGAGUGGAUGGACGAGUGCAUGGAUGGCAUGUUUGAGAAGUGGUAUGACAAAAUUGACGAAGAGGACUCGACGGAGGACAGACGAAAGAUGCACAUGUUCAUCGCACGCUAUUGUGACCUCCUCAACGUUGUGAUUUCCUGCGACGGCUGCGAGAGGAUGGCACCUUGGCACCGCUACCGAUGUCUGCAGUGCAUGGAUAUGGACCUCUGCAAAACGUGCUUCCUCAGCGGUGCCAAGCCCGAAGGCCACGAGGACGACCACGAGAUGGUAAACAUGGAGUACGCCUGCGACCAUUGCCAGGGCCUGAUUGUCGGCAGCAGGAUCAACUGCAACGUGUGUGAAGACUUUGACUUGUGCUUUGGAUGUUACAAUGCAAAGAAAUAUCCCGACAGCCACCUGCCCACGCAUCGGAUCACAGUUUACCCGAUGGUGACCAUCCGAAUAAGCGACCGCCAUCGUUUGAUUCAACCCUACGUCCACAACUACUCCUGGCUUCUGUUUGCUGCUUUGGCACUCUACACUUCAGAAGUGAUUAGUGAGAAGCAGAUCGACGGCCAAUUUUUGGAUAGCGCCACCUUGAGCCAAGCGGCAACCCUACAGACGUGGUGCUCAAAGCUCAUCACUGACUGCUUGCUCAAGGGGCAAACCAGCAAAGGUCUUCGUUGUUCAGCUUUGCUCAAUCUGCUGUUGUCCAAUGACUCCGCCUCCGACAGCGAGCUGGGUCCAGUCUCUCCAGAGUUCUCUCAGGAGGUCAGUACCGCCACAGACACCUCAUCUCUCCCUGGCAGCACUGCGGCAAUCUGCUCCCCUUCAUCACCCAAAGACAAGAUGAAACCAUCAGAAGAGCAAAGGUCAAAGGACGUGAGCUCUCUUCCCUCCGCUCCCGCCGAAAUGUUCUUACCAGCGACAGAGACGGAGAAAAAAAAACUUGUCAGCCAAGACACUUUGGAGUCAAUCAGCCUCAGCAAGACACCCUCCAUGUCUAGCGAGGACCCCCUCUCUCCUGUCAUUCGACCUUCCGAGUCGAGUCUGGCGGUCAACUCUCCGCCAUCAGAUAUGGUCAAGGAGACGGGUGAUCGGCUUCCUAAGGUCCCGCUCCAGGAGCAUGUCUUUGCGGAAUGCUCCAGAGAGAGGAUCCUGGGACUUCUAGCAGCCAUGCUACCGUCCGUCAAACAAGAGAAGACUUUUAGUCUGCCCAGUGUCAGCUCCAUCCUGCACCAACUUUUCAGGGCAGUCAUUUCCAAUGCCGGCUCUCUUAACGAGACCUACCAUCUUACCCUGGGGCUUCUGGGACAGCUCCUCAUGCGAAUCCCUCCAGCGGAGGCCGACGGCGCUGUCACCGAAGCCCUCACAGACAAGUAUGAGUUGCUGACGCAUGGCGAGGCGGCAAUUGGUGACACUCAUGGAUGGAAGACCACCCAGUUGCUCUUCAACUUGGGAGCUGUCUGUUUGGACAGUCGUAUUGGUUUGGAUUGGGCGUGCACCGUCGCGGAUAUUUUACACGAUCUGAACACGUGUCCCGGUUGGAGAACCGUCAUCGCCGCCUUCACCGAUCAUUGUAUUCAGCAGCUGCCGCAAACUCUGAAACGCACCAACCUCUUCACCUUACUGGUGUUGGUCGGCUUCCCCGAGGUUUUGUGCGUUGGCACGCAGACGGUGUUCAUCGACAACGCCAACGAACACCACACCAUGAUCUUACUCAAGCACUUCACAGAAACAAACCAGGCAGCGGUGGUGGAUGUGAAAACUCGCAAGAGAAAAACAGUCAAAGACUACCAACUCAUCCAGUCUCAGGAUUCUACAACAUGCCUCGCAGGACAAAACGAGGGCCAGUGUUUGCCCAAAACACUCGUCAGCCGCUAUCUGGACAACUUCAUCUCCAUCAUCUGCCACCUGCUACAGAGCAGUCAGGAAAAUGGCUCUCUUGAUGCUGUGGAGGCUUCUUGGGUCCUCUCUUUGGCCCUUAAAGGACUCUACAACACACUGAAGAAGAACGGCGUGACGGAAGCUCAGGAAGCCAUUCGGCAGUCGGGAUUAACCCAGCUGCUUGUUAGCAAGUGCAGCAAGGGAACAGGUUUCAGCAAGCUGUGGCUCUUACGAGAUCUAGAAAUUCUCUCCAUCAUGCUCUACUCUUCCAAGCGGGAAAUCCAUUCCAUGGCUCAGGACCCCGAGCGGGAUCAAGGAGAGCAGGACAAGGAGCACGACUCGGAUCACUCCAGCAGCAUAGCCGAUGACGGCGAUGUCAACAGGCUGGAUCCGCUCGAAGGGUUAGAUGAGGAAACUAAAACUUGCUUCCAGAUCACCAACAAUGCCUUGAACACCCCUCUGCCCAUUCUACGAGCCAUGUACGAGUUACAGAUGAAAAAAACCGACUCCUUCCUUCUGGAGGUGCACAAGAGAUUUGAUGGAGAGGAAAUAAAAACCGACGACACCAUCCGCACUUUAGCUCAGAAAUGGCAACCACCCAGACGGCCUCACUCGGAGGAUCGGAACACCAAGGCCGUCGACACGGAUAUGAUCGUGGCAUCUUGCGUUUCGAAGCCCAGUCAGUGUGAAAAAGCCACGGACGAGGUGAACGCGGUGACGCAGAGGCUCAUCACCAACUCGGAGAGCGACUUGCAGAUCAGUUACGCCAAACAGCGGCGCACAAAAAGCUCGGCGCUGUUGCACAAAGAACUGGACGUUCGCAGCAAUAAAGCAGUUCGUCAGUACCUGGUGAAGGUCAACCACGCCAUCUCCACGCUGUACGCUCGCCACGUGCUCGCCGCCCUUCUGGCCGACUGGCCCGCCGAAGCGCCCCUGAGCGAGGAGGCCCUGGAAUUGAACGGCGCUUCUCACAUGGCCUACAUCCUGGACAUGUUAAUGCAGCUGGAGGAGCGGCUACUGUGGGAGAAGAUUCUCCAAAGGGUCUUGAAAGGCUGCAGCCAGAGUAUGCUGUCCAGUCUUUCCCUCACGGCUUGUCAGUUUAUGGAAGAGCCGGGUAUGGCGGUGCAAGUGAGAGAAUCCAAGCACCCGUACGACAACAACACCAACUUUGAGGACAAGGUGCACAUCCCAGGGGCCAUUUACUUGUCCAUCAAAUUUGACUCCCGCUGCCACACAGAAGAAGGUUGUGAUGAAUUCAUUAUGUCCAGCAGCAGCGAUUUCCUUCAGGAUGUCCACAUCUUCAGUGGUUCUCCACAGAAAUGGUCUGAUUUUGAAAUUCCAGGUGAUACCUUGUACUACAAGUUUAUGUCGGACAUGAGCAACACGGAGUGGGGCUACAAGUUUACAAUUACAGGGGGUCACAGGGGUCGUUUCCAGACAGGUUUUGAGAUCCUGAAGCAAAUGUUGGCUGAUGAGCAGGUCCUCACUCAACUGCCACUGACUGACAUAUGGGAGUGGCAAGUAGGCGUGGCCUGUCGUCAGACCGGGAACCAGAGACUGAAAGCCAUUCACCUGUUGCUCCGCCUCUUGCAGUGUCAAUCCCAGACAGUUUAUGAGCUGACUCUACUUCGACCUCUAUGGCAGCUCUUUACGUCCAUGGAGAACAAUUUGAGCCUGGAUCCAACCAGUAUUACUGUGCUGCUACCUCUUCACCGAGCUCUCACCGAGCUCUUCUUCAUUGCCGAGGCCCGCGCUAUCGCACAGGACAUCCUCCAGGAGUACUUGUUAGCGAUGACCACCGAUGAACACCUCUUAAAUCGUACAGCACUGGGUCUGAAGAACAUCGCCGCCAUCAGCCUGGCUAUCAAUUACCCUAAUAAAUCGACCAAGCUGCUGAACGUGUCCCAGUGAGAGAGAUCCUGCCGGAGACAUAUGAGGGGAGCAGCCUAAGGGAGGAAGGAGUAAAGCAGCCAGUGCUCUUUUUUUUCCUCUGACAGGAAACGCACCAGUGACUUUUUGCGUGAGGCAGACUCAACAAGCACUUUUUACACUUACUCACAACCCCCUUUGCCUUAGAUGAAGCCCACAAGUCCACAUGUGCACAUCACAUGUAAAUACUGUGGGAUCUUUUUUUUUUAUUCUUUUUUUUUUUUAAAUCACAUAUUUUUUACUGAAUCAUGUCACGCUGAAGGACUUGACAAAAUCCCAACUGUCCCGAAAACAUGCUCCUCUUGCCUUUAAGAAAAACGUUUUUUUUUUUUCAACAAGUAGUUGAAGCGCAUCUAACACAAUCUAGAAACGGGUCACACUGACGCCUUGGUUGUCUCAGCAGACAUGCGGAGCAUCCUAAAAAUACUGUCCAGGACAGUGAAGCAGGAAAGGGGGGUGGGGUGGGGGGCUGUGUCGCUAUUUUCUUUCCUUUCCAGAUAUCUGACACAGGAAUUACCAUAAUAUUUUUUUUGGGGGGGGGGAGGGGUUUGUUCCAAGGUUCAGUGUCUCGUGCCAGAUAAACGUGAUGCUUUGUCGUGGCAUAGAACGGGGAUUAGGAUUACAGAUGAGGGAAAACUUCCGUUAGUGUGUUUCUCUCCUAACUUUAUUCAAGUGCAGUAUCCUCAAGGGACUUCUCAGUCAAUUAAGACAAAGCAACUGUAAUGUCGUAUCAUGGGAAAGAAAAAAAAAGACUUGAAUUCCUUAAAGGUCUUUAGUUUUAUCCACAGACUUUAAUUUAUUGUCGUUUUACGACGUGUACCUGAACGUUUGAUAGUCCUGAUGUCAGACCAAGCGGGGCCACGAUUAACCGUACACAAGACGUUGUGUAUAGCAGAAUAAACAGUCUUGAAAUUAAAAAAGAAAGGAGAGUCCUCAGAAAGAGAAGAACAAAUUGGAUGAUGGGAUAGCUCCUUUUAUGAAGAUAUUUGCAGGAGAGGAGGUUCAAUCACGUGACUGGAGUGAGAGGAGUUUGUUAGCCAAAUGCAGACAGUAUCAUGCACUUUUUUUUUCCCUCUAGUUCUCAACAGGGCAGAUUUUGGGGUGGUUGUUUUUCAUUUCAGAUUAAAAAAAAAAAAAAAAACUUCAAUUGUAGGAAAACACGUUUGUUUAUGCCAAAGAAAUCCACAGCCGCGAGAAUCUCCAAAUGGGCUCCUAGCUGAGUUCCCUUUAGUUUAUUACAUAUCACUUCAAAACGAGACGAAGUAACCUUUGUAGAAAAGUUUCUUAAUUUUUCUUUUUUUAACUUUCCUUUUUUUUUUUUUUUACUUUUUGGAUGACAGAGUAGGAAAGCGUUGUGCUUUUGUUCACGCCAACAUUAACUUGAAGUAAAUGAAGGCAGGAAGAGGUUAGUUAGGCCUCCUCCUGGCUUCCAUAACGCCUCACCAAUCUACAACGUGCCUAAGAUUAACAAUCAAGCAAUCAUAAUUUAACAAGUGGGGGCGUAUUCAUUUGAUUACAAUGUUUUCUUUUGAAGUUAUUCUACUUUUAAUGUCGCAUUGUUUUCCUUGAGGAUGCUGGAUUCUACUCAUUUGAAUGUACGUACUGUAUCUUGUGAAUAUUAAAUAGCAAUUCCUUCUAAAUAUCAUCACUAUCGGGCACUAACAGAUGGACACUUUGACUCGGAUUUUGUAUGCAUGCCACGUUCAAGGCAAAAACAGUACUACUAGGGUUGAGUCGUUUCUAAUAAUAAUAAUAAUGACAAAAAUAAAAGCAUAGAAAUGACAUCAAUGCAACCCAUACAA
Molecule: messenger RNA, 10826 nt
Organism: Syngnathus typhle (broad-nosed pipefish)
Lineage: Eukaryota; Metazoa; Chordata; Actinopteri; Syngnathiformes; Syngnathidae
Gene: zzef1
Product: zinc finger, ZZ-type with EF hand domain 1
Exons: 54
Coding region: 1-9006 (3001 amino acids)
Biological process (GO): regulation of synaptic plasticity; protein ubiquitination
Cellular component (GO): postsynapse
Molecular function (GO): zinc ion binding; ubiquitin-like protein ligase activity; calcium ion binding
Source: RefSeq, a predicted model, not a curated record